CACAGAUGUAAGCGUUUAGAUGCUUCAGACCAAAGUCAGGUCAAGUUAUUAAAUAAAAGAAAACAAUGGUUUUCAUCUCCACCGUUUUGCGUGCUCUAAGAGACCAUUACACACCAACGCCCAAAUGGAUGUUUGCGCUCAAAUCCCCGUCCAGAUUGUACAAACGCAAUCAAAUGAAACGCAUGGGCGCUAAAUACUCCGGAAGAUCACGCAACUGCUACAUCUUGGGAGUUUUACGAUCAUUGCGAGCCAUGCGGUAUUCAACAAAAGGGUUGGAAUCUAAAGAAGAAACACUUGAUAGGUUGUAUGAGACCAGAAUCACGGCUGCCUGUUUGGAGCACGGGAUGGACAAGAACUACUUCCUCACUUCACUAGCAGAGAAUGAUAUCAACCUCAAUAGGGAAACAUUGUCAAAUCUUGCAAUAUAUGAACCAAGAACAUUUCAGAGUCUUGUUCAGUUUGUAAAAGAAAGAUCAGAAGAGAUAGGCUUACAGAGUAAAAAACUGGGUUAUGUGUACGGCACAGAAACUCGGGGAAUUCUAGAUGAGGUUCGAAAACAUAGGUGGAACCGAGGAGAUGAAGUGGACUAGCUUUAAUAAAAUUAUUUUGAUAUUAUUGUAAUUUUUCUUUUAUUGAAUAAAGAUUAUGUCACAAAGCA
Molecule: messenger RNA, 658 nt
Organism: Mya arenaria
Lineage: Eukaryota; Metazoa; Mollusca; Bivalvia; Myida; Myidae
Product: 39S ribosomal protein L20, mitochondrial-like
Exons: 5
Coding region: 66-590 (174 amino acids)
Biological process (GO): translation; ribosomal large subunit assembly
Cellular component (GO): ribosome
Molecular function (GO): structural constituent of ribosome; rRNA binding
Source: RefSeq, a predicted model, not a curated record